Colletotrichum higginsianum IMI 349063 is the source of this 453-nucleotide messenger RNA. RefSeq lists its product as uncharacterized. Lineage: Eukaryota; Fungi; Ascomycota; Sordariomycetes; Glomerellales; Glomerellaceae. The transcript has 2 exons. The record is from RefSeq and is a predicted model, not a curated record. The coding region runs from base 1 to 453 and encodes 150 amino acids.
AUGUCGGCACGAGCGACCGAGCCUCAUAGUGAAACUAGUGAAACCGAAGUUCCCGAACGACGGCGCCCGGAGACGCAGGAGAGCGGCAGGCAACCGGCAAAGCCCAAGACGGAGACGGAAGAGAAGAUCGAGAAGGAAACGCCGUCAUUGAGUGCGGACUCGGCCGCUCCAGAAGUUGACGGCGCGCAACAAAAUUCCGGCAACCAUGUAGCGCGAAGACCGAAACGCCACAACGUGGCCAAGCGGGGGAAGGAUCAUGCAUCGGGACAGACGUAUCAGCCACAGGACGGGCAGCAGGUUGCGCCGCCGCAGAAUCAACAGGUGCAGAGUAAGGGCAAAGGCGCCCCAUCGGUGCGGCUUGAUAUGGACCUGGACGUCGAGAUCGAUUUGAAAGCAAAGAUCAAGGGCGAUAUCGAGUUGUCUAUAUUGGGUGGCAAGCAAGGCAGAAGAUAA